Carassius gibelio (silver crucian carp) is the source of this 2524-nucleotide messenger RNA. It is a transcript of the gene sowahca, whose product is annotated as sosondowah ankyrin repeat domain family Ca. The transcript has 2 exons. Bases 319 to 1794 code for a protein of 491 amino acids. The record is from RefSeq and is a predicted model, not a curated record. Lineage: Eukaryota; Metazoa; Chordata; Actinopteri; Cypriniformes; Cyprinidae. Gene Ontology annotation, molecular function: protein binding.
AUCGGGAUCCUCGGAGCCCAAAUGAACGCGCCCGUACUCCAGUUUCACACUAUUGAUUCCGUUCUCCAACAAGAGUUGCUAGGAUGCAAAACAUCAUCUUUAUAAGCUCUACCGACCCCUAUCUGACACGUUCAGUACUCAGCCUCAUCUACAGCCUAGUUUUUUUUAUUUAAAUAAGACACGAUGAGUUCUGUUUACCUGCGCACAGACUAUCGAUUUGACGGUGUCAACUUGUCAAAAUGACGCAAGCGCAGGGGAUUAGAUGCUGACUUGUGCAUUCGCUUAUCUAUUAUUAUUAUUAAUAUAAAACAUUAUAUAAUGGCGACGGAAUGCACGCAAGAAUCCGUUCUGGACUUUCUAUUGGAAAACGGGGGGCGAGUGAAAAACAAGGACUUGGUCGCGCAUUUUAAAGUCUUUCUGAGCAGCGAAAACACGAAGCGAGCCGUGCUAAAAGAGAGAUUUAAGCGUUAUGUGGACAAUAUCGCCUACGUAAAGCAGGAAAACGGGGAGAAAGUGGUGUGUUUGAAGAAGAAAUACAGAUACCCGGAGGUACGCAGCGGGCGCGCGCAGGAUGAGAAGCCCUUUAAUGAUGCUGAAGAUGAAGACAUCAACAGGGGAAUCAAAGCAUUGCAUUUCGAAGAGAACGCCAGCGUGCAUGAAGAAAUUGGUGAUCUGAAAGCUGUGAGAGAUGCUGUAGAUGAGCUGUGUGUGUCGGACAUCGCACUGAUUGAGAAAGACGAAAUUGUGCAUGAAAACGAUGUCAAACCAGAUGGUCCUGAGCUCUCUGAUGCCCGGUCAACAGGAGAGGCUGGGGUAGGCAGGGCUUCUGUCACGCCACAGGUCAUCGUUAAUCGACGGAGAACAUCCAGGGGAUCUCAGCGGAGUCUGCUGGGCUCUUCUGAGGAUGGAGCACAUGAUGCACUGCCUGAGGAUAGCAGCACCCCAAAAUGCAGCCGCAAGAACUUCAUAGAGCUCAUGAUGAGCAGUUCUCCACAGGUGAGACGCUCACUGGUGCACCGUAACUCCCAAGGGCAGAUGUCAGCCAGGAACAGUGACUUCAGAAUGUCAUCUGUGGACGAGGAUUGUGCUUUGGUAACUUUAGACCCACUGGAACACGAGUGGAUGAUGUGCACGGCAGAUGGUGAGUGGGACAGUCUGCAGAGGCUGCUCCAGUGUGAUCCCACGCUCAUCUCCAAGAAGGACUUCGUCACGGGGUUCACGUGUCUGCACUGGGCGGCCAAGCAAGGCAGACACGAGCUUUUCGCAAUGCUGGUGGAUUUCGCCAAACGGCACAGCGUCACCGUCAAUGUAAACACUCGAUCCAGCGCCGGCUACACGCCUCUGCACCUGGCAGCCAUGCACAAUCAUAAAGAGGUCAUGAAGCUUCUGGUGGGAGCGUAUGAUGCUGAUGUGGAUGUGAGGGAUUACAGUGGGAAGAAAGCGGCGCAGUACCUCCGCUCCAGCGUCACAGGCGACAUCAGGGACAUCGUAGGAGCCUGUCCGAACUCGGACACAGAGAACGCAUCCGGAGCCGGGCGAUGGAAGCUUCCUAAAGUCCUGCAGUCUAAUCUCAACCCUCUACGGUUACUAAACCACCCUGAGGAGAUGACGGCCGACGCUCAGCCCAGGCCCAAAUCUCUGUACCGGAAAUCCUCCAUCGGACGCAUCAGACUACAGAGAAACCGCUUCAAGACGCAGAUCGUCCACAGCACAUCAUUCAGAGAGAACCAGGAAGGAGAGGAGAUGCUCAAGAGCCCGGUCAAAUCCAGACCCAUAUCCAACCUGUUCGGCUGAGCCAGAAAUGUGAAUGAAAGAGACAUAUGCAAAGACAUCAUUACUCUGAGAUCAACUGAGCAGCUUGUUUACUGCGUGGUAAAACGAAGAAAAUUGAUUGAAACUGAACAAUACCAGUUUAAAAAAUUUGAAAACAUACAAAUAAAUGAAUAAAAAAAAUAGAUGUAGUGAAAAAAACAAAAAACAAAUAGGAAUACAUCUAACAAUACUUCUACAAAGUUUAUUAGUCUUAAUGUUUAUUUCCUAAUUUACUGAAACAUUUUAAAAUUAAAAGUUGUAUUUGUUAACAUUAGUUAAGAAUAUUGCUCCUUGUUAGUUGAUGUUAGCUGGAGAGUAAUGUGUUACCGAAAAAAGCACAAUCAUGUCAUAUUUUACACAUAUUUAUAAUAUUGAUUUUUUUAGCUUGUGUACUUGGGUCUUUAUACCUUUUAUAUUUUAGGACGGAUGAGGACUAGCAACUGGAACAAAUUUUAAUGCAAUCAUCUCCUUUAUCAAUUUAUGCACUACUGUUUUAUUAUAACGGAGCUCUUAAGUCAUGUAGAUGUAAUGUAUGUUAUUUUGAGUGGAUAUUUUCACGGAUGCACUUUUGCGUGUCAUGAUAUCCUGCUGCUGUUGCAUGUGAGUGUUCUCCUGCGCUCCUGUUUUAGUCGCUGUGCCUUUAAUGAUCUUCUUCCAGAUGCAGGAACCAACAUGUCUUGAGACUGUUAUCCUAUAAAUGUGAUUCAGUGUG